AUGUGGCAGCCCUGCGUUCCUCAAAGCCCUUCCCAGCGCUCUCAUUGGCCCAGGGACUGUGAGAAAGUCCAACAAGCCCAAGACCCACACAUUCAUAUGGAGAUGUGGGCGUAUAAAUACAGGGCCGAGGCAGAGGAGAAGGCAGCUCAGACUCCACUGGCUCUUCAACAGGAACACUCUGACACUACAGCGAUGGCUCCCACUGUUUUUGGACAAGCAAGCUACUCUAAGGAGCAUCUCACUCCUGCUCAUAAGCUGAGAAAGCCGAUGGUUGAGAAACUGCGCAGAGACAGAAUCAACAUCUGCAUCGAGCAGCUGAAAUCUCUGCUGGGCCCAGAGUUCCUCAGGCAGCAGCCCGACUCCAAGCAGGAGAAGGCUGACAUCCUGGAGAUGGCUGUGUCUUACAUGACAGGCUGGCAGCAGCAGAAGCAGCAGGUCAGCUUGACCUCUGGUCCGACCACAGCCAGCGACGGCUACUCCCGCUGUGUGCAGGAGGCCGUCAGCUUCCUCUCCCACUGCGAUGUCCAGACCCAGGCCCACAGGCGGCUGCUCAGCCACUUCCAGGGCCUGCAGGGGUCCAGCAGGAGCAGCCGCAGCCCCGGCAGCCCUUCACCUCCCGGCUCUCCUCACCACCAAGUCAGCUCCAACAAGGGUGUGAGCCAGGCCAGCUGUGGUCUGUGGAGGCCCUGGUAG
Messenger RNA from Limanda limanda (common dab), 693 nucleotides. RefSeq names its product transcription factor HES-5-like. Gene Ontology annotation, cellular component: nucleus. Gene Ontology annotation, molecular function: protein dimerization activity; RNA polymerase II cis-regulatory region sequence-specific DNA binding; DNA-binding transcription factor activity, RNA polymerase II-specific. Gene Ontology annotation, biological process: regulation of neurogenesis; anterior/posterior pattern specification; regulation of transcription by RNA polymerase II. Lineage: Eukaryota; Metazoa; Chordata; Actinopteri; Pleuronectiformes; Pleuronectidae. The record is from RefSeq and is a predicted model, not a curated record.